This is a messenger RNA of Cuscuta campestris, 2127 nucleotides long. Lineage: Eukaryota; Viridiplantae; Streptophyta; Magnoliopsida; Solanales; Convolvulaceae. The record is from the annotation of a GenBank genome assembly.
GCUCUUUUUCUUGCUCAUUCGCCUCAGGGCGUUGUCCCUUCUGCAACUUCUCAUCGGGGUUUCCAGUUGUUUCCCGGAGUCUCCGAGGGACUCCCAUCUCCCUCCUUCUUUCCAAAUCCUUGGACGGUUUGACCUUUCAUAGCCGAUUUGAUCUGAUUCAUCGCGGCCUUCAUCCCUAACCGUUUGGUCUCACCUUUCAAUUUAUCGUUGUGGAUCCAAACAUGGUGGUUCACUCAUUGAAAAUGUUAUAACUCGGCUUCUUGUAGAGAUCUGUUCGGUAUCCCAACCUUUACUAUUCGAACCUGCUGUUUUUUGUUUGUUAUUUAGCUGUUUACAGUUCUCGGUCAUGGCGAUCCGGCUCACCGUCGCUUACACCGGCCACCUCACCCAUAAUCUUGCCUCCUCCGCUUCCUCCAAGGCAGGAAACUUCCGAUUGUUCAAUGAAUUCCUCUCGACCCGCUCCCGGUUCUUCCAGAUCCCGGAUUCGAAGACCUUUGAUUUCCGACGGACUGAGCCCGUUAGUCCGUACUUGUCAAGUAGGCCAGCUUUUUCUGGGGCAUCUGAUGAGUUCAUCGGUGGAAGUUCUAGGACGUUUCCCCCGAUCGCUGGAUUGGGUUCGUUGUUGAAGUCAUCUUCUCAUGGGGUUUCCAAUACGAUCGCUGUUUCACCCCUCAGGAGGGCGUCGAUCGUCCCCUUUCUGGAAGUGUCAAAAUGGUUGCCGGGUGGAGAGUCUGAGGCUGGUGCAUCUGCCAGUGCUCAUCAGGUGGAUAAGGGCGUGACAGUUCCUCAGUCGAACAAGGAGGGUUCUGUCUCCGUGGCUAUCUUGUCCAAUGGCUUGAUGCUCUCAAAGGGGACCUCAACUUGGUUCUCGAAGAUGCUUAAUGCCUGCUCGGAGGAUACAAAGGCCGCCUUCACAGCUUUGAGUGUCAGCAUACUGUUUAAGUCUUCUCUUGCGGAGCCUAAGUCUAUCUCUUCCAGUUCUAUGUACCCUACUCUCAAUAUGGGUGACCGCAUAAUGGCAGAGAAGGUUUCUUACAUGUUUAGGAAGCCCGAAGUUUCAGACAUUGUGAUUUUCAAAGCUCCUUCGAUUCUUCAGGAGUUCGGCUUUAGUUUGGGAGAAGUGUUCAUAAAAAGGGUCGUAGCGACAGCUGGUGACUAUGUUGAAGUUUGUGGUGGGAAACUGCAUGUGAAUGGUGUUGCUGAAGAUGAAGAAUUCAUUCUAGAGCCCCUUGCUUAUGAAAUGGAACCAGUGCUUAUUCCUGAAGGCCAUGUGUUUGUUCUGGGGGACAACCGCAACAAUAGCUUCGACUCUCACAACUGGGGUCCACUUCCGGUUGAAAACAUAAUUGGCAGAUCAGUUUUCCGGUAUUGGCCGCCCUCUAAAGUAUCAAGCACUCUGCAUAGCUCACAGAUGAAGAUGAAUGAUUUUGCCUUUUCUUGACCCUUUUCCCCUCCUCCUCCUUCUAGAAGGAAGAUAUCUAACUACUCACUGCAACUCUUGAUUACUUUGCCAUCACUUUCCAUGCCCUAUUAUUGGCUGGUAGAGAUGGUUCCAACUCUGGGUGAAGUUUUGAAGUAUGUCGAUAGAUGUGCUUAAACAUCUUUGUUUUUCUUUUCGAUUGUUAGUGUCGUGAAAAGUUGCUACUUUGGUCCCUUGUUUAUCCAUCCUUUCGUAAUGUGACCUUCAAUUGUACAUCUCAUGCAAUCCAACCCCUUUGUUAAAAUAUAGUUGAUUCAGGUCUACAAAAGUGGAUGCGAGAGACUGAGUUGAUGACAUUUUAAGCUAGGGGUUGGAUUGCAUGAAUGGACAACAAAUGGUUGCGCUACAUAUUCAAGAACACUUGAGGGGCCAAAACAACAAUUUCCACUCAAUUUAUGUUAAUGGCUGUCCAUAUAUCAUUGGCUUGUUUUUUGGAACUAGGGUGGUUGAGAAAUGAGUAUGUAUAUAUUUCUCAUUUUAAGUUGUGAAGGUGUCAAAUAUAAUUGAAAGACAUGGCAUAUUGAAUCCAUGCUUGCUAUUUGUGUAGUUAGUUACCCUCCCAUUUCACAAUGUGUUAUGGCACCAUGUUUUCCUUUAUUUGUGCAAACAUUUAGGGUUUUCAAUGCAAAUAACUGAAUGUAUUCUUU